GGUAAGAGAAUCUUAUUACUUAAUAAAAAAGGUUAAAGAUCAAAAAGCUCUUCCACAUGUUUUUGUAAUUACAUAUAGAUAUAAGAUAUUAUUAUGUUUUACUUUGAAAUAUUAAGCAUUGAAAUUGUAAUGGAUUAGUGGUUAAACUCUCACAUACAUUUCAAAGGUCGUGUGUUCGAAUUUUAGUAACUACAUAUUGUUAAUAUUUUUUUAUUGAGAUUACAAACAUGUAUAUUAAAAGUUUCAGAAGAGUGUCACGUGGCAUUCUUUUGAUAGGAAGGUCUUUUAAUAUAUUUAUAUAGAUUAGAAAGUACUUUUGAAAUUGAAUUAUAAAGUGAUUGGCCAAAGUGAUAAUAAGACCUUAUAAAAAAAACUAGUUAUUAGGCUCGAGCUAUGUCUUUGGGUAAGAAAAUGUUUCAUUUAUUAAUAUUAUACUUUAAAAUGAUAACACUAAAUACAACUUGAUCUAGUGGUUAAAACUUUAGUAUCUGAACUUGAAGUUAGGGUUCAAAACAUAUACUAUGUAAUUUCUAAUUUUUAAUAAGUGGUACACAAAAAAUGUAACGGAAGUUAAUUAAGUUUAAUUUGGUGGGGAAAACUUUGUUCUUUUUGUGCAAAGGGGGGAAAACUUUGUGAUGAAGUGGGGUUUUCAUGGCAUAAAGACUUAUGCUAUUAAGAGGAUCUUCAGACCUCCUUAUCAUGGCACCACAAACUUACAUUCCCUUACCCUCAAAUAAGGAAAAAAAAAGGUCACUUAUAUUCUUCUUCAUCUCUUCCUUCAAGUUCCUCUCCAACCCUACCUUUUACUUCCAAACUUCAGUACUAUCAGAGUAUCAGUAGCUGCACACUUACCUUCAAAUAUUUCAUAGAACAUGGAAAUAGAGAACAAUAUGAUGAUCACAAGGCCAAGGUACGCCCUUUUGCUAGCAGCACAUGACUCAGACUACGUGAAGAAAGUAUAUGGAGGAUACUUCAAUGUUUUUGUCGCGGCAUUCGGCGAAGAAGGAGAGAUAUGGGAUUUGUAUAGAGUUGUGGAGGGAGAAUUCCCAGACAUGAAUGAGCUUGAGAGCUAUGAUGGGUUUGUAAUUAGUGGGAGCCCCUAUGAUGCUUAUGGGAAUGAUUAUUGGAUCAUUGAGCUUUGCCUUCUUUUGCAAAAUCUUGAUGCCAUGCAAAAGAAAGUUCUUGGUAUCUGCUUCGGUCAUCAGCUAUUGUGCAGGGCAUUGGGAGGAAAAGUGGGAAGAUCUCCCACAGGAUGGGAUAUAGGCGUAAGAGAAAUAAGAAUAGAUCACAAGGAAUUUUUGCCCAAACAACUUGACUUUUCAAAGGGUUCAGAUGAUGAGAUUCCACGUUCCUUAACAAUAAUUGAGUGCCAUCAAGAUGAAGUAUGGGAGUUGCCGUUUGAUGCUGAGGUGGUAGCAUCUUCUGAUAAGACAAGGGUAGAAAUGUUCACCAUUGGCAACCACAUUUUGGGCACUCAAGGCCAUCCUGAAUAUACAAAAGACAUUCUAUGUCAUCUCAUUGACCGACUAGUCGCCAAUGGCUCUAUUGAGGAAGAUUUUGCUGAAACAACGAGGUCCAAAAUAGAGAACAUCGAGCCUGACAGAUAUUACUGGGAGAAGCUUUGCAGAAAUUUUCUCAAGGGAAUUCACAUGGAGUUAAUGAUCAACUUUUCAGUCUAAUAUAAAAGUUUAUUGUGUGUAUAAAUAAUAAUAAUGGGUCAUCCUCAAUUGAAAUCAUGUGACUGUAUUUAUAAUAAGGGGUUCUCUCCAACUUAUUUUCAGUUCA
Messenger RNA from Beta vulgaris subsp. vulgaris (sugar beet), 1785 nucleotides. RefSeq names its product gamma-glutamyl peptidase 5. Bases 873 to 1679 code for a protein of 268 amino acids. Lineage: Eukaryota; Viridiplantae; Streptophyta; Magnoliopsida; Caryophyllales; Amaranthaceae. Gene Ontology annotation, cellular component: cytosol. The transcript has 3 exons. The record is from RefSeq and is a predicted model, not a curated record.